UCUGGAGGUCUCUUGCAACGCCAGCAAUUCCAUCGUUUUCUGAUAUGUACAAAUGUAGAGGCACACACAUACAUACUUAUGCUAUGCUUUAAACUCGGUCUCACUGUGUAUUAAUGCUGCAGUGUUCUGCUCUGUUUGAGGCCGGGGAUAAAAUCCCGGGGCCUUACCGGAGACACCUGUUGGUAAAUAGCUGAAAAGGGCGGUCCUAUGCCACCUGGAUGGAAGUUUUCCAUUGGUUUGUGCGAGGAGAUUGAGCAGGGGUCACCAAACUAGACUGGCAGAAGGGAAGUUUUGUGUGUGACAAGAUGUUAAAACAACUCUAUUUUUUUAUUUGCUUACUAAGAUAUUUUUAAAGAAAAAUGUAGAGUUCUGUAGGUGCAGCUGGGCUGUAUGAGAAGAAUACAUUAACUUCUAAUUUUGUUACUGCUUCUUAUUUCAGUCCAUCUAACAUAAUAGCUGCAGGAAUUUGUCUUUAUUUUUUUUUCCAUGUGAAGGAGUUCUCAUGCAUGCAUAUGGAACUAGUGCAGAUAUCAAGUAAUCUGUUUUAAAAUAACUUCACAGUGUUUUAAUUUAAAAAAAUAUUGUGAAUUACUUGAACUAAAAUUUACUGUUACUCUUUCUCCCUUCUUUCAUUCAAAAUUUUAAACUGAUUGAAGACAGAAUCUGCAGGAAGUCUGAGAUAACUUAAAUACAUCUGACUUUGACAAAAAAAACUCUAUACAAGAAGGACAAAAAGAACAGUGCCCGUUCCCAGGAGACAGGGAAAACGUGGGAACUCUUCCACCUUGCCAGCCAGCCAGCGUGUGCACCCAGUCCACAUGAGGUUUACUGUCCAAAAGGAUUUAGACCUUGCUUAAAAAGAUGCCUGCUGCCUGUGAGUCAGUGCUUGAGGAUAUCGAAGACAUCGUGUCAGCAGAAGAUUUGAAGCCACACGAUCGACAGUUUGUGAGAAGGAAUGUUUUUCCCAAAGUGCGAAAACGGAACUCCCAGAAAAACAUUCAGACAGAUGAUGAGCCCCCAAGUGACAGCAUUAUUCCUGGUGUUCAGAAAAUCUGGAUUCGUACAUGGGGAUGUUCUCACAAUAAUUCGGAUGGUGAAUACAUGGCUGGACAGCUGGCUGCAUAUGGAUACACAAUUACAGACAACUCUGCUGAAGCAGAUUUAUGGUUGCUGAAUAGUUGUACAGUAAAAAAUCCUGCUGAGGACCACUUCAGAAACUCAAUCAAGAAAGCCCAAGAAGGGAAGAAGAAAGUUGUUCUAGCAGGUUGUGUACCACAAGCCCAACCUCGCCAGGAAUACCUGAAAGGCUUGAGUAUUAUAGGGGUUCAGCAGAUAGAUCGUGUAGUAGAAGUUGUGGAGGAAACUAUUAAAGGUCAUUCUGUGAGGCUGCUGGGUCAGAAAAAGGAUAAUGGAAAACGUUUGGGGGGAGCACGACUGGAUUUGCCAAAGAUUAGGAAGAAUCCACUUAUAGAAAUAAUUUCCAUCAAUACAGGGUGUCUCAAUGCAUGUACCUACUGUAAAACAAAGCAUGCCAGAGGAGAUCUAGCAAGUUAUCCUAUUGAAGAACUGGUGGACAGAGCCAAGCAGUCUUUUCAAGAGGGUGUUUGUGAGAUAUGGCUGACCAGCGAAGACACAGGGGCUUAUGGCAGAGACAUUGGCACAGACCUCCCCAAGCUUCUGUGGAAGCUGGUUGAAGUUAUUCCUGAGGGAGCUAUGCUGAGGCUUGGCAUGACAAACCCUCCCUAUAUUUUAGAGCAUCUGGAGGAAAUGGCCAAGAUUCUCAGUCAUCCAAGAGUAUAUGCUUUUCUGCACAUACCAGUCCAGUCAGCCUCUGACAGUGUGCUCAUGGACAUGAAAAGAGAAUACUGUGUGGCAGACUUCAAACAAGUAGUGGAUUUCCUUAAAGAAAAAGUGCCUGGAAUAACAAUUGCUACAGACAUCAUCUGUGGUUUUCCAGGAGAGACAGAUGAAGAUUUUCAAGAAACGAUGAAACUUGUAGAACUGUACAGGUUUCCAAGCUUGUUUAUUAAUCAGUUCUACCCACGUCCAGGAACCCCAGCUGCAAAAAUGCCUCAAGUUCCAGCUGCAGUGAAAAAACAGAGAACGAAGGAUCUGUCCCAGCUGUUUCAUUCAUACAGUCCAUAUGAUCAUAAGGUUGGUGAGAGGCAGAGAGUUCUGGUAACAGAAGAAUCCUUUGACUCCAAUUACUAUGUUGCUCACAAUCCUUUCUAUGAGCAGGUUCUUGUGCCAAAGGAUCCUCUGUUAAUGGGUAAGAUGGUAGAAGUGGAUAUUUAUGAAGCUGGGAAACAUUUUAUGAAGGGGCAGCCAGUAUCAGAUGCCAGAGUUCAUACUGCAUCCAUCAACAGACCUCUAGCAAAAGGAGAAGUUUCUGGUUUAACAGAGGAGUUCAGACGUUCACUGCAGAACGGCACAAACUGGAGAGCACAGCCUUCUGCUGAGAUCCCAGUGAAAACACGGCUCAGCUCCUGGAUGGCUUUGCAGCUGCCAUGGCAACAAGAGGGAGGUGGAGUGAAGAUCCUGUCUGUCAGCCUGGCUCUGCUGGCAGUUCUUGUUAUGUUUUACUAUGGAGGAAUGAAAACAGAACUGUGAACUGAAUGGGGCUUUUAUUAAAACAAUAAAACUGCUGUUCAAAGUCUUCAAAGGAAUCACUUUUACCAACAAA
Taeniopygia guttata (zebra finch) is the source of this 2683-nucleotide messenger RNA. NCBI's taxonomy places the organism in Eukaryota, Metazoa, Chordata, Aves, Passeriformes, Estrildidae. The record is from RefSeq and is a predicted model, not a curated record.